Messenger RNA from Colossoma macropomum (tambaqui), 3012 nucleotides. It is a transcript of the gene eif4ebp2, whose product is annotated as eukaryotic translation initiation factor 4E binding protein 2. Gene Ontology annotation, biological process: negative regulation of translational initiation. NCBI's taxonomy places the organism in Eukaryota, Metazoa, Chordata, Actinopteri, Characiformes, Serrasalmidae. The record is from RefSeq and is a predicted model, not a curated record. Gene Ontology annotation, molecular function: eukaryotic initiation factor 4E binding. Bases 157 to 498 code for a protein of 113 amino acids. Gene Ontology annotation, cellular component: cytoplasm. The transcript has 3 exons.
UGGCGGAGGGAGGGACGGUGCUGACGGCUGGGAGGACAAGUCGAACGACAAGAAAGCCUUGGAAAGAGACAGAAAGAGGGGAAAAGGGCCCGGGGUUCCACCUUCCAUCGGGGUACAACUUUAGUUCGACACUGCUGGGUGCCCGAAUCUAAUGCCAUGUCGUCCAGUCGUCAGCAUAGUGAAAGCAGGGCCAUUCCGACCAGGACGGUGCUGAUCAACGACUCAACGCAGCUACCUCACGACUAUUGCACCACUCCGGGAGGCACUUUAUUUUCAACUACCCCGGGAGGCACCCGGAUUAUCUAUGACCGUAAAUUCCUGUUAGACCGGCGUAAUUCCCCUAUUGCCCAGACUCCUCCAGCACACCUGCCUGUCAUCCCUGGAGUGACUAGCCAAAACGUCCUGAAUGAAAACAAGAAGAACGAAGCCAAUAACUUCAAUAACCAUGACGGGAAGCCAGGACCAGGUGAGGACGCUCAGUUUGAGAUGGACAUCUAAAGAAGAGGAACCAACAUGAUGAACGAAUAAUAACCUGGCACCUAUGUGCCAGUGGCUUGGCUUGUAGAAACCAAUGUUGUGAGCCCUCUCCUUUAGCUCUCUCUAGCUGCUGGGUGCUAAGUAACCAUGGGGAUAGUUGACACAUGCUGGCCCAAUGGGCUGCUGGAGCCCUGAAAGUUAAUGAAUGAUUCUGAUCUGUUUGAUUAGGUUUCAGGGCUGCCAGCAGCUAUACUUGCUUAAGCCACACAGCAAGAGAAAAAAGUCUGUAUUUUAAGUGCCCAAAUACAACGAUUUAUUGAAACGGAUUCACUUUGCAAAACAGCCUUCAGAGAUUUAUGCAUGGUAAUUUAGAAUUGUUUUCAGAGUUCACUUUUCGGUUAGAUACCCUCUAAGGACCCAAAAUGCUUUACUUUGUACAACUGUAACUUGAGUCUGUGUCGGUCACUCAGAUAUCUACUCAUCAGUACACAUGCACUAUUCUGUUGCCUCCUUGUUAUCAUCCUUUUCGGUUUAUUUUUAGUCUGUAAAAUUUCUAGUAAAGUUAACUAGGGACAGCAGGAUUUACAUUCUACAUUUUGCCUCAAAUUUGGAGAGUUCCAUUUUCAUUCCAAGCCUUUUAUAUUACUCAGACAUCCAUACGUGAUGUCUGUUUUGUUCACAAGUCAAGUUUAGUGUGGGGCAAAUAGUUUUAUAAACAUACCUAACCCCGGACCUUCAGUAAAGAUUUGAGUUGCUCAGAAUUCUACCAAAACGAUACACAAAUUCUUUUUUCCUACAUAAAACUACCCUAUAUCGAUCAUCCACGAUUCUUUCUCGUUUUCUUGCUUUCAUGCAAAAAUUUGUCAAAAGGAUGAUUUAAAAAAAUGGUUGACCAGAUUGUCUUUAGCUAGUGAGAAUGUGUUGAAAUAUCUGAUUCAUCCUGCUAGCAAUACGGUUUGUCCCUACCUUUGAAUUGUGAGUGAAUCCUGAUGAUACUUGAAGCAUCACCAUCAGCUUUGUGGUCACUGAGUCUGAUAGACAAGAAAUACUGUACUACAGGUGACCCAGAAUGAGUUGUUGGUCAAAGGUAAUGACAACAUGCACAGUUUUGGACUGACUGAAGGGUUGAAUAUGCUUUAUAAAUGAGUAAUGUGUAGAAAGGUUCCCAGAACCAGAGCUGGUCUCAAGAUGCACGUACAUCAUGUACCUAACAUAUACAUUACUUCUAGCGUUUUUUACAGGUGAAAUUACAGGGAUUUAUGAAACGUUAAUACCAGUUGUGACGUCUACUGUCACGUUCAGACUGCUACCAUAUUAGCAAACCCUCAUCACCGCAUCAAAGGUAGGAAAGCACUGAAGUGUUGUCAGGUCAUUUAUCCUACUUUUAUCUGUCAUUGAUAAUGCUGCUCUGAAAUUUGUGAUCAAGCAGCAUUUGAGAAGAUGGAUAGUUUUGCCAUGACUUGACAUUCAUUUUUUGAUAGAUCAAAGGUUUUGAAGCUUGAAUUGAACAUUUCCAAUGCUCCUCUAUGCAUAUGGUUUUGAGUUUCUUAUCCUGAGCUCAGAUGUCAGCAUUAGAAAAUGUCAUAUUUCUGUGAAGUUCCUCAUUUCUGUUUCAUGCCUCCUCAUGGCAAAUGGAGAAGGUUUCAGAUUUUCACAAGAGAUUGUCCUUAUAAAGUGGCUUAAAAGAGAAUACAACUCAUUCUCUGCUUUACACCUUCUGUGCUGAAAUCAUUCUUUUGUCUGUUUUCUUUUUCUCAUGUUGAUCUCUUGUGCUAAGUCUCUUUACCCAUGCCUUACUUUACUAAGCUUAGCAGCUGUGACUUAAACAAGUUUCCUUUCCCCAAUAUUCUGACAGGUGUUUCUUUUCCCUGUUGUGGAUUUAAGAUCAAGAUUGUUUGUUUUAAGAGAAUACAUUAAUAUUUUUUGGAGACAUGUUUUUUUUUUCCCCCUUUGGAGGUGGAAAGGUUUGGGCUUGCAACAGUGUAAUGGAUGUAACAUGAUCAGUGAUUUGAUCAACAAAAAGAAAUUUGGAUUUGAUGGCUCACGGUUUACAUUUCUGUUAAACUCUGAUUAGUCAGGUUUCCCAACUUAUUGUUUUCAUUUUAGAUCUGUGAAUACACAUUUUAAAUCUAACUUUCACCUCUGGUUUAAAUGAUUUGAAUUGGGAAAGAGGAAAAAAACGUCCAAAAUCAGGAGAAAUGCUCAUGAAAGCAAAGGGAAGCAUCUUUGCUCAUUGUACUGCUGUAGACUGUCGUGAGCUGUCAAAUCCCGCAGUGUCUUUUCAACCCCUUAAAAACAAGUGUCAUAUUUUUAACUGACUGGAACCAUUAGAAUUCAAACAUGCCCCAUCAGACAAGUUUAUACCUGAGCAGGGGCUUUUCUAGGUUAAACUGGUAUAAUAUUGCCUGUAAAAAGUUAACAAAAAAUGUUUUUUGUUCUGAAUUUGAGACCCUGUUAAAUUGACUUUAAUUUGAAUAAGAUGCCAAUGCCAGUUGACACUAUUACAGCAAAAUCAAUAAAAGUUCCUUAAUAAUA